GCGAGGCGCUGACUCGUUCCUUUUUACUCCCCACCCUUAGCUGGAGCUGAAGCUCCUGUACGUCGCUCCGGGACGCCGACUCCCAAUUCACCGUCACCAUGAUCAUCUACAAGUGUGUCAUCAGCAAUGAUGAAAUGUUCUCAGACAUCUAUCGACUAAAAGAAGUCUGCAAUGGGCUGUGUAUUGAAGUUGAAGGAAAGACCAUCACUCGAAGAGAAGGUGACAUUGAUGAUGCUCUUAUUGGUGGCAACGCAUCUGCUGAGUGCGUGGAGGAGGGGGCCGAGGGUGUAUCGGUAUCAGGAGUUGACAUUGUGAUGAACCAUCAUCUUCAGGAAACUGGCUUCACAAAGGAUGCAUUCAAACGAUAUAUUAAAGACUAUAUGAAAGCCAUUAAAAGUCAUCUAGAAAAGAAUAAACCUGGAAGAGUGCAGCCUUUCAUGACUGGAGCAGCGGAAAAAAUCAAAGAAAUUCUUGGAAACUUCAAAAACUUGCAGUUUUUUACAGGAGAGUCAAUGGACCCAGAGGGUAUGGUGGGCUUCUUGGAUUACCGUGAGGAUGGUAUAACCCCCUUCAUGACUUUCUUCUUGGAUGGCUUAGAACUUGAAAAAUGUUAACCAUUUGGAUCGUUUGAUGCAACCAACUGCUGCUGAUUUCCAUUCAUACCACACCAGGAUUAAAGUCUUAUGACCAACUCAAACUGGACUGUUAUCAUCAAGCUUCAUUUAUUUCGAACCUAAAUUAUUGGAGUGGAGACAUUAUUUUAAAACUUUUGUCAUUUAGUCCAAAUAAAAUGAUCAUACUCCACUCUAGUUAA
Messenger RNA from Rana temporaria (common frog), 814 nucleotides. It is a transcript of the gene TPT1, whose product is annotated as tumor protein, translationally-controlled 1. The record is from RefSeq and is a predicted model, not a curated record. The transcript has 6 exons. Lineage: Eukaryota; Metazoa; Chordata; Amphibia; Anura; Ranidae. Gene Ontology annotation, molecular function: calcium ion binding. The coding region runs from base 99 to 614 and encodes 171 amino acids. Gene Ontology annotation, cellular component: cytoplasm.